Messenger RNA from Mytilus trossulus (common blue mussel), 1255 nucleotides. Its product is annotated as S-adenosylmethionine sensor upstream of mTORC1-like. Gene Ontology annotation, biological process: negative regulation of TORC1 signaling. NCBI's taxonomy places the organism in Eukaryota, Metazoa, Mollusca, Bivalvia, Mytilida, Mytilidae. The record is from RefSeq and is a predicted model, not a curated record. The transcript is spliced from 5 exons. Bases 157 to 1239 code for a protein of 360 amino acids.
CGUUGUUGCAGGAGUUGCACUCCCCAUUCCUUAGAGGUUCAUCAAAGAUUGUUGAAAUAUUAUUUUAUGGUACAUCUAUAAACUUGUGGUUUGUAGCAAUAUUUAACAUGGCAGGAAGUUCUUAAAAACAGGAAAGUGCAAAUAACUGCCAGUAAGAUGGAUUGUGAUAAGGAGGAACAUCUCAGAUUAGCAGCUAUUAUCAAAGGUGUACAUGCAGAUUUAAGAAAAAAGUACAAGAAUGGUUCAAGUGAUUUGGAUGAAAUUUGGAAAACGCACUGUUCUGAUCAGUCAGUUUUAAAAGAAUAUGCUGAUGCCAUGUAUAAUCUAUCUAGUAACCAUUGGUCAAAACUACCUGAAACCAGAAUAGAUUGGUGUCAUGCAACAAUUAUGGAAUAUUUCUACAAAGAUGGACUGAAGAAAGCACUUGUAAAGGAACAGAGAAGACAUGCACACAGACUGAAAACAAAACUGGCUACCAAAGACAGAAAUUUGUUAGGUAGAUCUGAAGAGAAUAGAAAAAUGAUCAUGAGAUCUGAUGAUGCUCAAGAGGAGGUCUUGUCUACACUAGAUUUUCCGGAAUCACAAAUACAAGGUAAAAUCAGAUUAUUAGAUGUAGGAAGUUGCUUCAAUCCCUUUGCCUGUUAUGAUGAUUUCCAGGCUGUUGGGAUAGAUAUUGGUCCUGCUACUUCAAAUGUUUUAUGUUGCGAUUUUCUACUGUUGGAGACUACCUGUCCCUUGGAGAUUGACAUCAUAAAAUCGUAUUUACAUAAUUUAAAAAGCCCUGUGACUGAGUUACCAAAGAACAGCUUUCAUGUUAUUGUAUUUUCUUUAUUAUUGGAGUAUCUUCCUUCUCCAGAUCAAAGAUGGACAUGUUGUCUGAAGGCAAAUGAGUUACUUGAUACCAAUGGGCUUUUGUUAAUAAUAACACCAGAUUCACAUAAACAGCACAGAAAUGCAGCCAUGAUAAAAAGUUGGAAAGAAGCUAUAGAAUCUAUAGGUUUCAGACAGUGGCGUUAUGUAAAACUUGAGCAUCUCCACUGCUUGGCAUUUCGUAAAAGUGCUAAGACAGAAGAAUUACCCUCGGAUUUAAUUGUUUCUUCAGGCAUGCUGUAUAUUCCACAAGAUUUUCAUGAUUUAAGUGAAAGUAUAGAUGUGUGUGAGUACAGUGAAGAGGAUGAGAAGUUUUUCAUGGAUUCUGCUGGUGAAUUACCUGGAUUUCAUAGUUUUGAUGAAAAUUAAACCAAUGCCAAUGUAA